AUGAGAGAAUCUAUUGUAAAAAAUAUAAUCAAUUCUGAAUCAAAGAUUUCUGUUUUAAUUGAUGAGUCGACAACAGUUAGCUCAAAAUCGUGUAUGGCAGUAUUCAUUAAAGCAUCAAUUUCUCAUGAGGAUCCAAUAUUUAUUUUCUUGGACUUAGUGGAAUUGGAAAAACAAACUGCUGAAAACAUAGUUAACCAACUUUUAAAUUGUCUGUUUACUUUUGGCUUUCAAGAUUCUUAUCUUCAACAUAACUGGGUGUCUUUUGUUAGCGAUGGAGCCAGUGUUUUAGUAGGGAAAAAAAAUGGAGUGACCAAACUUUUAAAAGAUAAAUAUCCAUUAAUAUUUUCAUGGCACUGCAUGAACCACAGAUUAGAACUGGCUGUAGGACGAGUUCUUGAUGUUCGUUGGGUAGCCAGUAGCUUCAGAGCAGUAGAAAUUGUAUGGAAAACAUAUCCAGCGUUAUACAACCACUUACAAAAUUCUUCAUAUGAUAACCUAAGAGAUCAAAAAUCUAGAUCUAAAUAUCUUGGAUUAUUCAUUCAAUUACAUUGUCGCGUGCUGAUGAAUCAAUUAAAAGAACAAUCAGUGAUUGAUUCUUUUAAAACCAAAAAUGGAGAUUUCAUGUUAGAAGCUUUAACUGCACAAAAAACUAUGAUAUUCAAAACCAUAGUUUUAUCUAGUAAUACUAACCUUAACUCACGUUUACUUGAAACAAAUGAAGAGGAAUCUUGUAUUUUAAAUGAUAUGCAAAUUUUAAAUGAACAUACAUGGCCUUGUACAGUUGAAAAUAUAAGAUUUGGCGAAGAUGAAAUAAAGAGAUUGACGAAUAGAUUUCUACUAAAUACAGAUAAUGCAAUUCAAGGCUUUCGAAAAUAUAUUAACAAUAAAAUUAUCAAUGACGAGUUAAAAGAAUUGGACAUUUUAAUAAAAACAUUUCCAGUUUCAACGGCUGAAUGUGAAAGGGGAUUUAGCCAAAUGAAUUUAAUAUGUUCAGAUCUCAGGUCUAGAUUAUCCGUUACUAACAUUUCUAGUCUAAUGUUUAUAAAUAUUAAUGGACCACCAGUUGCAAUAUGGAAUCCAACAAGUUAUGUAAAAAGUUGGCUGAUCAAACAUAGAUCUACACAUGAUAACAGAUCUCGAAAAGUUGCACAGAUAAAAUUAAAUGAAGAAAAGGCUAGUCUAUGGAAAAUUUUAUAA
Messenger RNA from Aphis gossypii (cotton aphid), 1197 nucleotides. RefSeq names its product E3 SUMO-protein ligase KIAA1586-like. The transcript is spliced from 3 exons. The record is from RefSeq and is a predicted model, not a curated record. Gene Ontology annotation, molecular function: protein dimerization activity. NCBI's taxonomy places the organism in Eukaryota, Metazoa, Arthropoda, Insecta, Hemiptera, Aphididae. Bases 1 to 1197 code for a protein of 398 amino acids.